AUGGCGGCCACUCGGCCCUUGGCCCAGUGCGUGUCCCUGGCGCUGAGGGGCGUGUUGAAGGUGUGUGAGCUGUGGCUACUACUGGUGGGUCCCGGUUUGAACUCGAAGUCUUUGCCACACGAAGAGGACACAAAUUUUAUCAACCAGUACGUGAAUCUCCAUAACGAUCUCCGCGCCACCGUGUUUCCGAAAGCCAAGAACCUGCGCUUCAUGACAUGGGAUGUAGCUUUAGCACGAACUGCAAGAGCAUGGGGAAAAAAAUGUUUGUUUGAACAUAAUACUUACUUAGACAAAACUGGAAUGGGUCAUCCUACAUUUCGUGAUAUUGGCGAAAAUAUGUGGGCUGGUCAUGAGGAUGGAUUUACUGCAAGUACUGUUAUCAGAAGUUGGUUUGAAGAGAGGAAACUGUAUAAUUUUGAAAAGGGUGUUUGCGUUGGUGACUGUUCUCAUUAUAUUCAGCUUGUUUGGGCCAAGUCUUACAAAGUUGGAUGUGCUGUUACUCCAUGUUCAAAAGUUGGAAAUUUCACUAAGGCAGCACUUUUCAUAUGCAAUUAUGCUCCAGGAGGAAAUAUAUCAAGAAGGCCUUAUGAAGCAGGAGUAUUUUGUACUGCAUGUGAUCCUGGUGACAAGUGCACAGAUCUUCUAUGCAGUGAUGCAGAUCGUGACCAAGCCACAUAUUACCAAUAUUGGUAUCCACGUUGGGAAGUGCCCCGCCCACUUGUGUGUAAUCCACUGUGCAUGUUUAUUUUAUUAUUGAGAACACUAUGUUUUAUUAUUUGUAUCAUAACUGUCUUCAUAGUACAAUCUCAGUUUCAAACUGGCUUGGAAAAAGAAAUGGUAGUUUCCACUGAAGAAUCUGAACUAGAGACAAGCACUACAGAGAAGACGAGAGAGUCAGAGGAAGAGGAGGAUGAGGAUGAAGAUGAAGACACUGAAGAAGAUGAGGAUGAGGGGUAG
This is a messenger RNA of Jaculus jaculus (lesser Egyptian jerboa), 957 nucleotides long. Its product is annotated as GLIPR1-like protein 2. NCBI's taxonomy places the organism in Eukaryota, Metazoa, Chordata, Mammalia, Rodentia, Dipodidae. Bases 1 to 957 code for a protein of 318 amino acids. The record is from RefSeq and is a predicted model, not a curated record. Gene Ontology annotation, cellular component: extracellular region. The transcript is spliced from 6 exons.